AUGGCUUUAGUACGGGCAAUCUUCUUCAAGGCCGCAAAAUCAAAUUUCCAUGUCAUGGUCACCCAUAUCAGAGAUCCAAAGGUUUCGUCAGAUCGCACCAGAAGCAGCGAAACAACUAGUCAGCAUCCAAGAGUACACCAACUACAUCCACAAGCUUGUGCUGUAGGAAACCUUGAACAACUGGCCAGGCACUAUGCAUACCAUUCCCUUGCUGAGUCAACUCGUCGGGCAUAUGCUACAGGACAGACUCGUUAUACAAACUUUUGUUACUCUCAUGGAAUUCCCAGCUUACCUGUUACACAGUACUCCACAACGCUCUUCGUCACAUACCUGGCAUCCUCUGGUCUGUCAUACAACACCAUCAAAUUAUAUCUCACAGCCACAAUGGAAUUACUCAUCGAGACAGAUCACAAAGACUUGUCCAACUGGACUAAUUUACACCGGACACUCCAAGGAAUAAAACGACAACACAGCGCACCAGUUCGUAAUCGUCUCCCCGUCACCAUUAGCAUUCUACGAACAUUAAAAAAUGCUCUCCGCCAUUCGCAGUCACUCCUACCAGUUGAUCAACUCAUGAUGUGGUCUGCGUUUACAAUUGCAUUCUUUGGUUUUCUCCGUGUGAGUGAAUUCACUGCUCAAUCACCGACCAACUUCAAUGAAGCUACAACAAUGGUUUGUUCCGAUAUCCACUUCGACCAAUCACUCAACAGUCUCAACAUCACCAUAAAAUCGUCGAAGACUAACCCAUUCCGACGUGGGCAAAAUAUCAUCGUCGCAGCCUCAGGAUCAUCUGUGCCGUGCGAGCUUACCUACGUUACACCUCCGUUGCUUUGCACCCAGCACAAUCUCCAGCCUUUCAAUUCACGAAUGGGUCAUUUUUAA
Molecule: messenger RNA, 882 nt
Organism: Saccoglossus kowalevskii
Lineage: Eukaryota; Metazoa; Hemichordata; Enteropneusta; Harrimaniidae
Source: RefSeq, a predicted model, not a curated record